Anguilla rostrata (American eel) is the source of this 3080-nucleotide messenger RNA. RefSeq names its product UPF0450 protein C17orf58 homolog. Gene Ontology annotation, molecular function: protein binding. The record is from RefSeq and is a predicted model, not a curated record. NCBI's taxonomy places the organism in Eukaryota, Metazoa, Chordata, Actinopteri, Anguilliformes, Anguillidae. The transcript has 5 exons. The coding region runs from base 1162 to 2325 and encodes 387 amino acids.
UCUUUCCUGUGUCGUAAGAGGCAGGUUUCAUAUCUUGAGAUUAAGAACUGAGACUGUGCCUGUUUGCAACGUGAUGACCCAGUGGCCUAAUGGAUAAGGCAUCAGCCUCCGGAGCUGGGGAUUGUGGGUUCGAGUCCCAUCUGGGUCGUGUGUAUCACACUUGUUUUAGAACUCGCCAUCGUUGACUAAAAAAUACGAGGCGGCAGCUAUACAUGGCAGGCAAGCCAAACUUGUACGCUUGUAGCGUGCUAAUGUUAAUUAAAAUCUGUUCGGCCUGAGAAAUCUAACAGUGUCUUUCUUAUGGUUAUCAACGAGCUGUUUGCUAGCCAUAGUUGCUAUCCUUACCACGAUAACUAAAACGUAGAGCUAGCUAGAGUUAACGUUAGAGCGAAGAACAGCAGCUAGCUUGCUGCAUACAGAUUUUUCGCCGCUGAUAAUGCAAAGCUAAAUUAAUGAAUGGAAAUUAAUUUAAAAUGCAGCUUCUUUAAAACAACCCCAGUUGUUUUACAUGGCUGAGAAAACGCAAUGGCACACAUUGAGCUGUGAUUUCGCUUCUGUCCAGAGGGGGGCAGUGAUUUAAUACCGGUGGUUGUCAGUUUCAUCAGCAAGUUUUUUUUCUCAGUAUAUUAAUUGCUCUAAUGACGUAACAUCGUUGUUCGGGUUGUUGUUUUUUUAUAUGCGCUUUCAAGCUAUGGAAUAUAAGUGAAAAGAAAGAACAAUAUAAAUGAAAUAAUCUAAUAUCAACGAGACGAACAAUCCGAAUAAACUCCAGUAAUUGUAGGCUCCUAUACUAAUAAACUGUAAGUUAUUCAGGUAAGGCGAUCAACAAAUUAAUUGCCUGUGGCUUUAUUUACAUUGCGGAGUUUAAUUUAUUGUGAACUUCUACCAACCACCACAGUUGCUAUUAUUACAUUAAUAGGCUACUACACUGCAGCGCCACUGACAUUCCUCUCGUCACACUGUCCCGAUGGGAGCUAGCUCAGCUGUGUGAAAUUUCCACGGCAAUUCAUUCAUAAAUAGCGUCACUGAUCUCAGCCUGUUUACCCAAGUGAAGGAAUACAGCGUUGCAGCGACACGCCUCUCGUCGCUAGCAUUAGCCACGGGCAUAUAAAACAGACGAAAUCCAGACUUCAGAUAUCAUACAAGGAAAUACUUUCCAAAAUGACAGCGGUUCUGCUGCUCCUCUCCGUUGCUCUCGCCUUUACAGACGCAGAGGAACACACGGUCAAUGAGCUGUUCUCACUGAUCGGAACCCCAUCUCAGAAAGCCCACGGAACCACGAACCAGAACCAGAACCAGAACCAGAACCAGAGCCGAACCGGGCCGGCCAAGGACCCGCCUCUGCCCGUCAACGAGCUUCCGCAGCAGAGCGGCAAGGCGGGCGACCCCAAGCACGUCCUGCCGCCCCUGUCGGGCGGCAUGUUGCCCAAGCACGGCGACCUGGCGCCCCCGCCCCGCCCGGGACAGCACAACAAGAGCAAGAAGCCCGCCAAGAGCGAGCGGCUGCCGACCGAGCACAACAGCGAGAAGAGCGGAGGGGAAGGGCGCGCGCCGGCCCCCGAGCUGCCCGCCAAGCCGCCCGCGGGCGACGCCUCCGAUCGCGCGCAGAAAGGCGUCCCCGAGACCCCGCCCAACAGCGCUCCCCGCGGUGAGCCCGACGUCCGCCACAGCGCCCGGUCUCGCGGCCAGCCCCGCCCGCCGGCCCCGCCCGCCCGAAAGCUGGACCCGGAGGAGAACCGGCCCAGGAGGUCCGGCCUGCACCAGGCCGCCGGCGGCUUCCGGAACAACAGCGGCCCGUCGGUUCAGCUCAACCGGAGGUCGUCCAGCCUGCUGUACCACUUCGACAUUCUGAAGAAAGAAGGAGACUUCACCCAAGAAGCGAUCUGCUUGAGCGAAUGCAAGAGAGAGAAGGAGGAGAGGGAGCACUACUGCUACAGUGAAUUUGCCGUCAACGGGAUCGUGCACGACCUGGAAGUGAUCCGGCGGGGGAUACGCCUCGCCACUCUACUGGUCAGCAGUGACGGUUUCUACAAGAUGAGCCGCCUGUACGUCGCCCCGGACAGCUACUUCUUUAAGGUGCAAGUCCUGGUGCUGGACACCUACAGGUGCUCCAAGCCGUGCCCAGAGCUCAAACUUGGGAGCAGGUACAUUGUCAUGGGGCAGAUAUACCACAGGAGGCGCCACCUGCCCAACGACCUUCUGGCCCUUCUCGGGGGGAGACUCAAGCCUGGCGACGGUCUCCUGAGAAGCAACAACUACGUCAAGAGGUUCAAUAAGAGGCGGCACCAGAAGGCGCAGGAGGCAUCUCGCUCGAGGUGUCGAUGAGCACGGGAGCCUCUGCUGCCCCCUGCUGCGCGGGCAGAGACAAUGCAGCUGCUACCAAGAACAGACUUAUAAUCACGCAACAUACUCAGAAGACAGCAGAGACCAGGAAGAGGCUAUUCUGUUCGCCUGUGCGUAGUGCAUUUUUCCUUAAGUGGAAUGGUAAUAUUUAACAUUUACAGUAUCCGUCUUAUUGCUGCUUCCGGUCGGCCAUAAAUAUGCUGGGGAAUAAUAGAUUACCAGAAUGUUUAAACUGAGCAAGAAUCUCGCAGAGCUGGGUCUCAAUUGUGUCCCUGAAUUUAUUUGGAAACUUUUUUUCAUUCAGGAUAUAUUGGGUAAUGUCUCAACACUGAUAAAAUAAUCAAUUGGAAAAUAUUUGACAUUUUGUACCCCACACCUUUUGGCCAAUGAACAGUACAUUUCACUGACAACUACACCCGUUAGGGCGGUACUGAAGGGCCACAUACUAAAACUGAGGUUAGCAAGUCAGAGCAGAUUUCAUUCAGAUAAAACAUAUUUUAUUAACUAGGGGAAGGUGUCUGUUAAGAAUGCUGCACACAGCUGCCGUUCUCAACUGGGGGAAACGUGACACUGUCCUUGGCUGUUAACACUGCUUCUUCAAACACAGCUCUUCCGUAACGUUUGCUGUGUGGAGCUACAACAGUGCGUCUGUACUGACGGAAACUUGCAGAGAAACAAGACGGUCUGUUGAUUCACCACUGGCCAGCAGAACAUAAAGUCUUCUUUUUACCCACGUA